Dromiciops gliroides (monito del monte) is the source of this 3391-nucleotide messenger RNA. RefSeq names its product solute carrier family 26 member 8 (gene SLC26A8). Gene Ontology annotation, cellular component: membrane. Gene Ontology annotation, biological process: transmembrane transport. The record is from RefSeq and is a predicted model, not a curated record. Gene Ontology annotation, molecular function: bicarbonate transmembrane transporter activity; sulfate transmembrane transporter activity; chloride transmembrane transporter activity. Lineage: Eukaryota; Metazoa; Chordata; Mammalia; Microbiotheria; Microbiotheriidae. The transcript has 24 exons. The coding region runs from base 167 to 3391 and encodes 1074 amino acids.
GCCAGGAUCCCAGCCUCUCGGGCUGGGGGCGGCGCCUUCGCGGGCCGAUCAGCAUCCCGACCCCGACCCCCGACCCCCUGGGACCACGCAACUCUCGUACUACAAGCUUGUCUUCCUUCACUAACACUCGCACAAAUCAGGAUUGCUGCGGCUAGAAAGAAGCACAAUGGCUUCCAGUAUUAAACAUAAGGCUAGCAAAUACUUCUAUGAUGUGAAAAGAGAAGUGUACAAUGAAGAAUCUUUUCAAAGAGAGCAUAGAAGGAAAGGAGCUUCUUCAGGAAAUGUAGAUAUCAAUAUCACCACAAUUAAACACAGAGUGCAAUGCCGGUGCUCAUGGAAGAGAUUUAAAAAAGUCAUUUUUGGCAUCUUUCCCUUCCUAGAAUGGAUGUGUGUAUACCGAUUCAAGGACUGGCUUCUUGGAGAUUUGCUUGCUGGCUUAAAUGUUGGCCUUGUACAAGUUCCCCAAGGUUUAAUACUUGCUGUACUAAUAAGGAUGCUGAUCCCACCCCUCAAUAUUUCUUGUUCUUCUUUCUGUUGCUCAAUGAUCUAUAUCAUUUUUGGAACGUCUCAUCAUGUGUCUAUUGGAAACUUCUUCCUUGUGAGUGCAUUGAUGGCGAAUGUCCUAAACAAAAUAAUGUUCAAUUCUGGUCACCUCCUGAUGGGAACUUUUGUCAAGGGUGACUUUGAAGAUCCAGCCUUCUCCGUGGAUUAUGAGAAGGCCCUCAGUGUUAUGCAGGCUGUAACCUUUCUGACUGGGAUGAUUCAGCUGCUGGUUGGAUUGCUAAGAUUGGAUUUUGUCACCAAGUACCUGCCUGACACUUUAAUUAAUGCCUACUUGGCAGCCACCGCACUGCAUGUCAUGAUGUCCCAAAUGUGCUUCGUCUUUGGGAUUAUGAUUCGUUUCCACUGUGGUGCUAUCGCUUUCUUUUAUAAUCUAGUUAACUACUGUAUAGCUCUCCCAAGAGCCAAUUCCACUAGCAUCCUGCUGUUUCUGAUUUGUAUGGUGGCUUUGAGAGUCAACAAAUGUAUCAAGAUUUCUUUCAAACGAUAUCCCAUCGAAUUUCCCAUGGAAUUCUUCCUGAUUGUCUCCUUCACUAUCAUUGCAAACAGGAUCCACAUGAACACUGAAACCAGCAAGCACAUUGUUGAUAUGAUUCCUUAUAGUUUCCAGUAUCCUGAAGCAGCUGAGUUGGGGCUUUUGCACAUGGUUGUUUGCCAUGCCCUCUCCCUGUCCAUGGUGAGCUACAUUCUUCUCAUCUUUAUAGGCAAGAAGAUUGCUUCUUUGCAUAACUACACCGUUAAUCCUAACCAGGAGUUGGUAGCCAUUGGUCUGUGCAAUCUUGUCAGCUCAUUUUUCAAAUCUUUUGUGUUUACUUCUGCUAUUGCCAGAACAGUCAUCCAAGAGAAAUCAGGUGGGAGACAACAGUUUGCAGCUCUGGUAGGUGCAGGUAUAACGUUGCUGGUGAUGCUGAAGAUUCGUCAUUAUUUCUACGCUCUGCCUAAUGCUGUACUGGCUGGUAUUGUUCUGAGCAACGUCUUGCCCUUCCUUUCAACCAUCAUGGACCUUCCUGAUCUGUGGAAGCAGAACCAGUAUGACUUUGUGAUUUGGAUAGUGACAUUUGUGUCGGUGAUCUGCUUGGGCCUGGACAUUGGACUGCUAAUUUCAGUAAUAUUCACCUUCUUCAUCACCACUGUCCAGUCGCACAGGGCUAACAUUCUUGUCCUGGGACAGAUCCCUAACACCAACAUUUACAGAAGCUUUACUGACUACCGAGAGGCUGUGUACAUUCCAGGGGUAAAAAUUUUCCAGUUCUGCACCUCCAUCACUUUUGUAAAUGUUGAGGAAAUCAAACAGAUGCUGUUAAAAGAGGUGGAUCUGAAAAGUGUGCCUCUUACUGAUGAAGAUCUGAGAAACUUGUUCAAUGACAACAGGUCUGAAAUGGGAGACGAACCUUUGAAGUGUGCCUGUAACUGUGAUGAGCCAGAGCCACCCCCCAGGAUUGCUUAUACGGAACACCUCGAGAACAGAUCGGAAAGUGAUGAAUCUUCCAUUGACCUGCUCCAUUGCUCACGAGCUGAAGGGGCCUUCAUGAGCCACAGUAUGUCUGAAGAUCAGUUGAUGGGCCAUAACAAUUUAAGACACCUAAAUUCAAAGAAUGAAGAAGUAGAGAAGGUCUGGGUUCCCAGCCAUACCACAAUAAACAGUUCUGGAGUUCAACUGUUAAUGGAUUCACCAUCAAACAAUGAACAGGGUGAAUGUCAUCAUAGGGGCAAACAUGACCCUGGCAAGCAUAGUUCUGAUGUGUCUUUUAUAUCAACUGUCCAUACUAUCAUCCUGGAUUUCACCAUGGUGAAUUUUGUGGAUAUAAAAGCUACACAAGUAAUAAGACAGAUCUGCAAUGCAUUUUACAACAUUGAUGUAUUAGUUCUCCUGGCAGGGUGUCAUCCACUAAUUGUUAAGACUUUUGAGAGGAGUGAUUUCUUUGAUGCUGGCAUUACCAAGGCCCAGUUGUUCCUUACCCUUCAUGAUGCUGUUCUGUUUGCUCUUGGGAAGAAAUACUUAGAGACUCCUGAGGAUGAGACAGAAGAAGUACUAAAGGAAACACUGCAUUCUCCAUAUGACACAGAACUACCAAUAACACCUUCCAAGGUACCCUGCUACAAGUGCAGCUGUUGCUUUGUUUGUGCUGAAAUUGCCACAGCCACCUCAACCUUUAGCAACCACUACCCUGAUCCGUCAGCAGCCAUCAACACAGAGCCUCCUCUCUCAGGUGAAACUCAGGCUGGCCGCACCCAGGGCCACUGCCGAACCCUGUGCUGCAUGCACCGGGAGCUGGGGGCUGGGCGAAGCAAACCCAGUGUCCCUCCACUUUUUGUGUGCCUCACGGGCUGCACCAUGCCUAAGAUAGAAGGCAAUGCUGUCUGCCAAAAGCAAAGAAGCCCUUGUGGGAUCAGUGACGUGAGAGGAAUGAAAAAGGGAAAGUCGAGCCAUUCUGAACAGAGUAGAGACAGCUCACCACCGCCGAUGAAAGAGACUCCGAGACCAUUCUAUCAGCCAGAUAUACAGCCGGAUAUUAAAGACCUGAAGGAAAGAGUGGAGCUAGAGACCGAAAUGGACACGGACUUCGAGGCUGAGCUGGAUCUGGGGCCAGAACUUGAGUUUGAUCUAGACCCAGAAACUGAGACUGAGACAGAGAUUGAAAUCGAAACAAGACACGCUAUAGGAGCAGAAAUAGAAAUAGAAACAGAGUCUGAAACAGAGCAUCACGCUUAUGAUCAGCCAUAUGAAGUGUCAUACCAAAGACCAUACCAGUGGGAAAAUAGGGACACCCAAAAUAGGGAGUACCACGAUAUCUGGGACCAGGACUGGAAAUACACGAAUAAAUCCUAA